Molecule: messenger RNA, 1964 nt
Organism: Alligator mississippiensis (American alligator)
Lineage: Eukaryota; Metazoa; Chordata; Crocodylia; Alligatoridae
Product: coagulation factor XII-like
Exons: 6
Coding region: 1106-1849 (247 amino acids)
Cellular component (GO): extracellular region
Source: RefSeq, a predicted model, not a curated record
CUGGGGUUCUUUAGCCUGGAAAAGCGCAGGCUCAGGGGUGAUCUGAUGGCCACCUACAAGUUUAUCAGGGGUGACCACCAGUAUCUGGGGGAACGUUUGUUCACCAGAGCGCCCCAAGGGAUGACUACUAGGUUGAACGGUCAUAAACUACUACAAGACCGUUUCAGGCUGGACAUAAGGAAGAAUUUCUUUACUGUCCGAGCCCCCAAGGUCUGGAACAGCCUGCCACCGGAGGUGGUGCAAGCACCUACACUGAACACCUUCAAGACCAAACUGGAUGCUCAUCUUGCUGGGAUCCUGUGACCCCAGCUGACUUCCUGCCCUUUGGGCGGGGGGCUGGACUCGAUGAUCUUCCGAGGUCCCUUCCAGCCCUCAUGUCUAUGAAAUCUAUGAAACCCAGGGCUGAUGCACAGAGCCUGACCCGCAGACAGGCCUGGGUGCCAGCAGGAGUGGGAGGGCUCAGGGGUGUCACUGGGUAGUGCUGAUGGGGGGUCCGGUGGACAGAAGGUGACUGGUGUGGACCCCCAGGCCAGGCUGCCCUGUGCCCAUCCCCAGGCAUUUCUCCCUGCAAGUGCAGGUUAAUUGUGGAGAUGCAAAUGUGGGAUGGAAACAGGCAAGGGCUAAUAGGGAUCUCCUGGGGGGGGGGCUUCCCUGCUGGCUCCCGCUCUGCCCAGCUUCACCCUUCAGGGACAGGGCCAGGGCCAGGGCAAUGCAGGGAAAGGGGGGCUGAGACUUCAGGGGAGGGAGAGGCCGCAGGGUGGGGGGUUGCGGAUCAAGGAGCCUACAGAGCUACAGCCCUCUGUGAGUGGGUGGAGCGGGGGAGGCCCGCACACUGCAAGCUGCUCCCCACAUCCUGAGUGCUGAUCACCAGCCCCCCUCCACCCUCAGCGGGGCUCUAAGCCCUGUUCUCCAGGCAGAGAAACUGAGGCAGGGGGAUGGGGUUUGUCACAGCCCAGGGGGCAAAGGAGGGAGGCUGAGCAGCUCCUGGCACCCAGUCCCUGCUCACCCCCCGCCCCCGCCGCAACAUCCCCCACCGCGGACUUUGUUUCAGCUGGAUCGAUCUGUUUGCCUGGGUUGGUGCUCAACGGCCGGGCCCAGACACAACAUGACUGCCCUCCCGCUGCUGCUGCUGCUGCUGCUGGGCCCGGCAGGCACCCUCCAGGGCCGGCCCGACCACCCCGCGAAGACCAAGGACAAGGGGGCGGCGGACGGCGAGGGGUCCUGCCACUUCCCCUUCCGCUACCAGCGCCGCUUGCACCGGUCCUGCCUGCGGGGCGGCCCGCACGGGCCCCAGCCCUGGUGCGCCACCACCGGCAACUACGACCGAGACCGCAAGUGGGCGCCGUGCGGGCACCAGGAGGCUGCGACAGAGCCCUGCAAGAGGAACCCCUGCCAGAACAACGGCAGCUGCGAGACCCGCGGCGCCGGCUACCGCUGCGCCUGCCCCCCCGGCUUCCACGGCCACCACUGCCACAAAGAGAGCUGCUACGAUGCGCAGAGCCUGGCGCACUUCCAGGAGGGGCAGAAGUGGCUGCGGGUCGGGCCGGCCGGCCUGGAGGACUGUCAGUGCGCCGGGGCCGGGGUGCGCUGCCGGCCCGCCCGGGGCAAGGGUGAGGCACCGCGCGGGGGGCCGGGGCCGGCCAGGGCAGGGGCAUCCCCGGGCCGGGGGGCAGAUCCAGGCGCGGGGCUACCCAGAGGGGGCGGAGCCAGGAUGCAGGGGUGGGGCUACUACAUGGGGCAUAGUAGGGGCAGGUGCUGGCGGGGGGUCGAGGGCACUGCCCGUCGGUGCCUCAUCGUCGGCUGCGGAGCCCGGAGCCUCGCUGGCCGGCCCGGCCCGGCCCGGCCCUGACCCGCCUGCCCCGCAGCCUGCGCCGCCAACCCCUGCCUGCAUGGCGGGCGCUGCCUGGAGCUCCGCCACGAGCGCGUCUGCGGCUGCCCCGGCGGCUACGCCGGGCCGCUUUGCA